UUCUGAUAUCACACAUGUAAGCUAAGCUAGUCACUCAUUGUACAACCUACCAUUAUAAUGGCUCAAAAUCACAGGCUUCAUUUCCAAAACGAGUUGAAAAACUGCUCAGGAGAUCAACUUUACAAUUUCUAUAAGAAUGAAAUUACCAAGCUCCCGCAAGUUAUUCCUCACAUCUUCAAGAGUGUCCAAAUUCUUGCUGGAGAUGGAAAUAAUGCGGGCACCGUGAGGCUCGCAAAAUUAUCUAUCGGGUCUUCUCGUGAAGAAAUAGUGAAGGAAAAGAUUGAAACCGUGGUUGAUGAAAGUAGAACUCUUCGUGGCAGUAUCAUCGAUGGAGAUAUCUUGCGUAUGUAUCCUAAGUUUGAGUACGCAGUCACUAUAACUCCACUGGUUACAAAAGGAGGAGAAGAAAGCUGCUUAUUCAAAUUGUCUGUGGAGUAUGAGAAAGAAAACGAAGAUGUCCCAAAUCCAACUGAGUAUAUGGAGAUGUCGAGUUUUGUUUCUAAAGCCGUUGCUAGCCACCUUGCCAAGAAGGCCUGAUAUAUGUACACAAUCUGGCUGUACCAAUGAUGCAUAGAUAUUAUUAGCUUAAACGUGGUCUACAUAAAUAAAACCUCUAUCGAUCCGUUUAAUGCAAGAUCGCGCUAA
Messenger RNA from Papaver somniferum (opium poppy), 645 nucleotides. Its product is annotated as major latex protein 146-like. NCBI's taxonomy places the organism in Eukaryota, Viridiplantae, Streptophyta, Magnoliopsida, Ranunculales, Papaveraceae. The coding region runs from base 58 to 537 and encodes 159 amino acids. The record is from RefSeq and is a predicted model, not a curated record. The transcript has 2 exons. Gene Ontology annotation, biological process: defense response.